UUCAUUCGUCACUUCUAGUAUUUUACAACUUCAACUUCCUUCCUCUUGACCGAGCUUCGCUUUCCAUACCCAUGGCGCUCCGUGCUCUCUUCACUAAAAAAGUCCUAGCUUCAGGGUUUCAGACCGAAGCCAAAGCCCUAGCGUCUGGAAUCUCCCAAUCUCGCGGCUCACAGACAUCGCUCCCUAACCCCCCUUCCGACUAUGGCCAUCUCCAUCCCCAGAAAUCCCCACAGGCUAAUCCCGGAGGUCAUUUCAACCACUCAAUUUUCUGGAAAAAUCUUACUCCUACUCGUGAAGCUGGUGGUGAACCCCCUCAUGGUUUGGGCACACAUUUCGGUUCCCCAGAAGCGAUGUUGAAAAAAGUAAAGGCAGAAGGUGCUGCUUUACAGGGCUCUGGAUUGGCAUACAAGAAGGUUAGACCAGACUACUGGAAAGUUAUGAGCUGGAAACAUGCUGGUACAAUUCAUGAGAAAGAGAGCUUUUGUAGGACUUAUUCAAGUUCGUCAGCGGCAAUUUCUAAUGAUGAUGAAAAAACUACUAGCAAUGUCCUUCGCCCCCUCUCUCCUCAUCUUCCUAUAUACCAGCCGCAGCUCAGUUCGAUGGUUUCAAUUUUCAAUAGAAUAUCCGGGUCUUACCUAACUGCUUUUAUAUUGUUUAACUAUCUUUCUGUUAAAAUAGGGUGGGUUAGCUUCACCAGUGAUUAUUUCUACCAAUUUAUGUUCUAUUCAUCAAAGCUCUUUCCAAUAUCCGUCGAGAUUGCAGCAUUAGCUCUGUCCUACCAUGUGAUCAUUGGGAUUCAACAUUUAGUGAAGAGGGCUUGAUUGCUGUGGUGAACUCCUUUAUUUUCCAGGUGGGGUCAUUAUUUUAAGUGCUUGAGCAGGAGUGCUGUGGCUAUGCUGUUUGACGGGUUGAAUAUUAAAUAAAUUGAACCUGGCCGAGGACCUCUUUUUACGGCUGUUUAAUAACCCGUGCGUUUUAUGUAGGAGAAUUAGAGUACAAUCUUUUGAGCAUUUUGUUUUAAUUCCACCAUGAUGGUGUGUAAUACAUCUGUGACAUUCCUCUGUAGACCAAUAAAAAUGUUUGGAGGUUCGUUAA
Molecule: messenger RNA, 1095 nt
Organism: Humulus lupulus (European hop)
Lineage: Eukaryota; Viridiplantae; Streptophyta; Magnoliopsida; Rosales; Cannabaceae
Product: superoxide dismutase [Mn], mitochondrial-like
Exons: 4
Coding region: 72-821 (249 amino acids)
Biological process (GO): tricarboxylic acid cycle; mitochondrial electron transport, succinate to ubiquinone
Cellular component (GO): membrane
Molecular function (GO): electron transfer activity; succinate dehydrogenase activity
Source: RefSeq, a predicted model, not a curated record